Molecule: messenger RNA, 3481 nt
Organism: Papilio polytes (common Mormon)
Lineage: Eukaryota; Metazoa; Arthropoda; Insecta; Lepidoptera; Papilionidae
Product: WD repeat-containing protein 66-like
Exons: 16
Coding region: 74-3136 (1020 amino acids)
Cellular component (GO): motile cilium
Molecular function (GO): protein binding
Source: RefSeq, a predicted model, not a curated record
ACGACAUUAAGUGUACGUGAAUUGUUUUUGAAUAUUUACUUUACGAAACAACAAAACAUUUGUUUUGAGUGCAAUGACGUCGCACCCUAGCGGCAGCAGCCGCGCGGCCAGCGACAUCGACGUGCGCCGCCUUUACAGCCUGUCCCUCUCGCAGAUCAGGAAGCAUUCAGAGCUCGGCAACUAUCACUACAAGCCCGCGCCCUUCAACAUUCGUUGGAUCCACGGUUACAACGCCAAGGUGGGUGUGAUUAACUUGAACGACGAGGGCAGCACUAUCGCACUGUAUGCUGCCGGCAACUGCGCAGUGCUCUACAACUGGACCACCAACGAGAUGAGGAUACUGCAAGGACAUAAGCACGUAGUAACAUGCAUAGCUGCAGACAGCAAGGGCAAGUGGCUGGUGACGGCUGACUCAGGCCCAGAGAACGUACUCAUAGUAUGGGACAGUAGCGACAAUUUCCCCGUCAAGACGCUCUUUUCCCCACACGGGGGCACCAACAUCGCAAAGAUUACCCUCAGUCCAGACGCCAAAUAUCUCCUUACCAUAGGUUAUAGGGAGAAGGCGGUCGUCUAUUGGUGGAUAUGGUCUUUCGGGAAUGAUGAACCACAUGCUACUCUGGAACUAACCAUGCCUCGCGGUGCGAUCCUGGAUAUGGCUUUCAACCCGAUACACACAGAACAGUUUGUGCUGAUGACCAAACACGAUAUAUGGAUUGGCGUUUCUAGGAAAGUAUUUGUCACAGAGCGAGGAGUGGUAAAAGAUACAAACACGUACGAGUUGGUAAUACUAACUGUAGAAAGGAAGCAAAACUCAGAGUUUGGCAAGUUAACUUGCUUCACACACGUGAGGGAGACGUGUCAGAUACUCGCGGGAACCAACCGCGGCUAUGCGCUGGUGUACGGCUACACUUCUGAGUUUAACGCUACUAUACAAGAUGCGAAAGAUAUUGAGGAUAUGAAGUUUGUCAAGGGUCUGAAGAUACAACAAUGUAGGAUAGAAGUCAUUAAAAAUAUCGACGGAGUAAUUGCGACAGGCAAUAGCGAGGGCGCGAUCCAUUUCUAUGACCCGCAGCUAAAGCUGUUGUACUGGGUGCAUGGCUUCACCGUCGAUAAGGUGACUGGUCUCAGCUUCAACGUCUCGCCCAGGAGCUACCAAAUAUUCGACCCCAAAUGCAAUAAACAAUGCCUAUGCUGGGAGAAGGUGGUGCUCAAGAUGGACCCAGUGACGGGCGUCAGGCAGCAGAAACUGAUGAAGAGCAAGCUGCCCUCGGACGCAACCGUCCCCAACAAGCCCUUCGUCGUUAGAGAUUUUAUCGUGUGUACAAAGAACCAGGGUGUCGGCUUUGUGGACUUCGUGGCGGAGAACAAUCACACUAUCUUGGACAACAAGACGUCACCAGCACUCGCUAUGACUGUGCAUCCUGAGAAGCCGUACGUAUGCGUGGGCUACGCUGAUGGCACUCUGGAGCUUUACAACUUCGUGCGGCAUAUGCUGUUCGCGCGGCUACCUCUGCGGGAGCGGUACAAGGUGGUGACAGAGCCUGCCGAUGACUCGAUCAGCUGCCUUGUUGACGUCUUCUAUCCCCAGCUCUCUGUUACCUGUCUUAAGUACUCUCCCAAUGGUUUGCAUCUGGCUUGCGGUCUCAACACUGGACAAUUAAUAUUCUUAGACCCAACAACGAUUGAAAUAAGAUCUGACAAACCGUUUCAAGACACCCGAUUCUCAAUUAAGGAGAUAUCCUUCAGCCUCGAUUCUCGGUCUCUUGCCUUUUUUGACGCGGGUAGAACGGUCUGCCUGUACAAGUAUGAUUGCGCGUCGCUGAGCUGGCAGUUCAUAGCAAAGCAUCGGGCGCACUACAAAGACGUGACGGCGGUCUUCUUCCUUCCCGAGAAGAACGAGAGCGGCGACUACAAGCUGAUGUCGAUGGGCGCGGAUCGCACGCUCGUCGAGUAUGACAUUGGCGCCAGCUCCGAAGAAUACCUCGAGAUACUCAGCCUGGACAGGAUCGAACAAAGCGCCAUCCCUCUGGCCGGCAUCCCCUGGCCCUCGCCCAAAGACAUCGACCCUGAGACUUGUCGCACUGACAUGCCUAUGAUUCUGAUCGCUAAUGAUGAAUUUAAAUACAAGAUAAUAAACUACAAGACGACGAUGACGCUGGCGACGGUCCUGGGACCGCGGUUCGAGCACCCGGUGCGCCGGCUCCAGUUGGUGACGCGCACUGACGAUGAUGAGGGCGCACAGUACCUACUCUUCGCCACCAAGACCGUCGUCGGUUUGCAGAAGAUGCCGCUUGACGGCAAUCCUUGGAGACACAUCGGGCUAUUGGGGCAUCCCAUAGAGUUGAUAGAAGUAUGUUAUCGAGAAGACGUUGGCAUUUUAUUUACUAUCGGAGCUAAGGAUAGCUGCAUGACGCAAUGGGCAGCUAAUUACAGAGCCAUAGACACGACAACAAAACAAGGUGGAACCGACUUGGAUCCUUAUUACUGUCUGAUAGAGAACGGCCGGCCGGGCUGGCUGUUCCACGAAAUCCGAGACCUCUUCUACUACAUUCAGAUUUUGUGCCAGGGCACCUUCUCUCCGUCCAUUAGGACUGUGAAAGACUUCAUCCCGAUCGAAACACUGCCCGACAUGAUGAGGGCUUUGGGAUUCUUUCCUUCUGAAUAUGAAGUCGAAAAUCUGAUAGUAGAGGCGAAGUACAAAGUAUAUCAACGUCAACCUUCAACUGAGAUCGAUUUCGAGGAGUUUGUGAAGCUGUAUUUAAACCACCGUCCCGCGUUUCUAGAAAGUGCCAGAUAUAUCAAGAAUGCGUUCAAACAUUUCGCCAACCCGAUAGACGGCGCUUAUGUGAUGUCCAGAAAUCAAUUUAUUAAUAUGCUUAGUGAUUAUGGUGAACGAUUCCCUCGGGAACUAUCCUCGUACCUGUUGUCUAUUCUGUGUUGCCACAGUUUCGAGGAUCGAUGUGCAAUGUAUGAGUCAGAUUUUCAUUUCUUACCAGAAACAAUUAAUUUGAGCGAGUUGCUGUGUAAUAUUAUCGGCGUUUCUGACUACGACAACCUAUCAGAGUCCUAUUACAAGGGCUCGGGCAGCUCCAUGCGCAGCGCCUCCACAGACUCCGACAACUAUUCACCUGUGUGACAGUCCACUGCUAGCUGCUAGAUAUAGGCCUUCACUAGCGUGGGCUAUAUCAGGGGUGGCGAACCAGUGGCACGCGUGCACAAGACAUAUUUUGGGCACGUCGAUAAUUAUAAAAACAUUACGAAAUUAUGAAGUAGAUGCAAAAUGGAUUUGACGUAAUAAUUGCAGUCAAAACUUUUCCAUGGUAUAUUCAAGACCGCAUUAAACAUUUCUUUAUAAAAAUAGCACUUUGAUGUAUGUUUGUCACCCCUGGACUAUAUCUAUUCACGUCAACCGCUUAAAUAUUUUUUUAAUGUAAAAAUCAGGAUGUCAAAGGAACCAUGUCUGAUAAUUUGAAAUAAAAAU